UCCCACAAUACCCCGUGCUCUUUCUUUCCAACCUGCCGGGCGCGAUGGCUCCCGCCAAGAAGGGUGGUGAGAAGAAGAAGGGCCGCUCCGCCAUCAACGAGGUGGUGACCAGGGAGUACACCAUCAACAUCCACAAGCGCAUCCACGGCGUGGGUUUCAAGAAGCGUGCCCCUCGGGCACUCAAGGAGAUCCGGAAAUUUGCCAUGAAGGAGAUGGGGACUCCAGACGUGUGCAUUGACACCAGGCUCAACAAAGCUGUCUGGGCCAAAGGAAUAAGGAAUGUCCCAUAUCGUAUCCGGGUACGUUUGUCCAGAAAACGUAAUGAGGAUGAAGACUCACCAAACAAGCUGCACACAUUGGUCACCUACGUGCCUGUCACCACUUUCAAAAGUCUGCAGACUGUGAACGUGGACGAGAACUAAUGCUGAUGGUCGAAUAAAGUUAUACAACUGAAAAAAAAAAAAAAGAA
Molecule: messenger RNA, 469 nt
Organism: Myotis daubentonii (Daubenton's bat)
Lineage: Eukaryota; Metazoa; Chordata; Mammalia; Chiroptera; Vespertilionidae
Product: large ribosomal subunit protein eL31-like
Exons: 1
Coding region: 45-422 (125 amino acids)
Source: RefSeq, a predicted model, not a curated record